CACGAUCUCCAACAUCCCCAGAGGCCGCUCAGAAAAUACAGCAUUUUGUGCAACUAACCUGAUUGGAAGUCCUUGCAUAUUGCUACUGGCAAGAGCACGUACGAUAAUCCUUCCGAAAUUUCGAUUGUUAAAAUAAUAUUUAAUCCAAAUCUUCAGAUUCUUGCCAAAUUUCAAAUCGCUCCAAAUGUUGGUCUUCUUCUUGUCCGUUUUGUUUUUUCUUCACUGAUUUUGAACACCGAUAUAAAUCACCACUUUUGAUACAUUUCCGCACAUUGAAUCAGCCCAUAAACUUGAUCGAUUGAUGAUAACACUAUGUAUUUUCACCCACUUCAUUUAUUUUAACUGCACAACCAAGAUUUAUUCAAUUUUUUGCCGUAGAAAUCGAAGUCAAAAAUCAAUCAAAACUGAUUCCGAUCGCGAGUAUACUAUACUAGUAUGUUUACGUAGUAGUGCUCACCGCCUUGCAGUGAUGUCGACAUAAAUAAUAAGGUACGCGAUUGAUUACUUUUUUGAACCUUGAAUUUUGUGACACAAAAUUACAAAAAAAAAAAACGUCGAAACGAUUAUUAUAAUUGUUUAAUACAGUUUAGCGAAAAAUACAUUUGUAAAAUGUGAAACUUUGUUGAAAAAACUGCAUUUUUGAUCACCAUCGCUUUUCACAAAUAAAAAAAAUCCCGCUACUAGCAACCCUGCUCUUACUGUUAGCGCUGUCAAAAAACGUAAACAGAAUAGUUUUGUAAUCAGUCCAAUCGGUAGAAUCGUGAAAAUGCCUCGCGCAUCAAGAACGCGGCGGGCCGCGAUAGUCCGCGAAAAGUGCAAAAAAGCGAUAAGGAAUUUGAAGGACCCCUUAUCCUGGACCUACGAGGAUCCAUGGAACUCGGAAUAUAUGAGAAACCCCGUAAGCGAGCCUGUAAGUACACCGCUUUUGGAUGUCGAUAUUGUGCAGCCUUAUCCGUUACUCGGCGACACAAGUGAUGCAGCAAACGGCUGGGAGGAAGAUGAUGAUUCGCUUUCGUUCACCAGCUUGGAGCUACCUACUGGUACGUAUGCCAAUCAAACCGUAAAUAAAUAUUCAGUAAUCUUUAUUUUGUAAUGAUUUUUACAGUAGAUCUACCAGUAGAUGUUUCGUGUUCACCUCUACGCCUUUCAAUCGACGAACUAAUUCCGGUAGGUGUGCCAGGUGUACCCUGUGAGGACUCGUUAUUCAUCGUUCCAACUCUGGAUGGUGCGACAGACGUGGAUCAAAACAGGUGUACAUCUGAGAACGCAGGCGGAUCUCACAAUAACCAGACAAGGAUGAAUGAUCGACGAAACAUGGACGCCAGCAUGUUAGCAGGCAGUGUGAUCGACCUGAACUGUGCAAGUGGAAGCACGUCGGCGCCCUCCUCAGGUACGCAAGGUGCGGAGCAUGCAAUGGAAGAAGAACAAAUUUUAUCUCAUCAACAACCUUUGGAGCGAUACGAUGACCACUACUCCUUCGACAUGGUGGCAAUGGGCAUGAAGGCUGGAUCGGAAACGUCUGGCAAACGUAAGUAGUUUAGAUUACAGGGGAAAGUGUAAGAAAAUUAAAUUGUGGUCCACGAACUACCACGUACGCUUCCUCAGGAGUCCAAAUCUCAUAAAGCAUUGAUUAUUUUGAGUGUUCAGGGUUAACGCCCUGACCGUUUCGAUUUGAAUGUAUGUGGAAUUUAAUGUUAUUUGACUUCAACGACUACUAGCCAAAAUCAUAUGAAACAUUAUCACUGAGUAUUUUGGACGUUCAGUGUGAACACCAUGAGCGUACCAAUUUGGGUGUAAAUGGGAUUCCAUGUAAUGCGACUACCACGACCACCCUCUCAGUAAUCAAAAUCAUAUAAAAUACUAGUUCUGAGUAUUUUGGGCGAUCAGUGUAAACACCCUGACCCUACUAAUUUGGGUGUAAAUGGGAUUCCAUGUAAUGCGACUACCACGACCACCCUCUCAGUAAUCAAAAUCAUAUAAAAUACUAGUUCUGAGUAUUUUGGGCAAUCAGUGUGGACACCCUGACCGUACUAAUUUGGGUGUAAAUGGGAUUCGAUGAAAUGCUACUACCACGACCACCCUCUCAGUAGUCAAAAUCAUAUAAAAUACUAGUUCUGAGUAUUUUGGGCGAUCAGUGUGAACACCCUGACCGUACUAAUUUGGGUGUAAAUGGGAUUCGAUGAAAUGCUA
Messenger RNA from Aedes albopictus (Asian tiger mosquito), 2190 nucleotides. RefSeq lists its product as uncharacterized. The record is from RefSeq and is a predicted model, not a curated record. Bases 1093 to 1536 code for a protein of 147 amino acids. Lineage: Eukaryota; Metazoa; Arthropoda; Insecta; Diptera; Culicidae. The transcript has 3 exons.